CGCUUCGUAAAUGAUCCACAAGAGGGCGUCUCACACCACACCAUCUGACAACAACUCUCGUCACUCAACGCCGUCCCCAAACCACGUUUUGUCACGAAAACACACGCGACAGGUGGAUCCGGAAAUGACGCGAGACUUUCGGUAGAGGUUUGUUUUGAAAAUGGACGUCGGCAGGAGUCUCGCUCUAAAUAAAUGUUAAUUUAUUAAAAUAAAGGUUGUGUCCACACUAUUCUUGAAGCCAUGUUGCUGCUGCUCCUUUUCUUCCGGUGACCUCAACUCUGUUGACUUGCUCUCUCAUUGGCUGGAGGUCGUAGCUACAAUUGACACCACGUGAUGUCCAGUCGGCCGACCGUCCCAGAUAUUUAACAUGCCAGAUAUCUGGAUUUUGUCAGCGAGCCUCUUUGAUGCAUCGGUGAAACAGUCUAUCGUUCUCCAGCUUAGAGGGAGUUUGUGGUGACAGUGACACCAUUAUUCUUUGAUGAGUCACACACUGCUGAAAGUGAUGGUGGCAGAUGCAGAUUCUCUCCAUGUAGAUAGUGUUCUCAAGCCUGUUGCUCAUGGAAUGUUCACGUCUGCUGUGUCUUGCAACCCUUCUCUUUAUGAGUGGGGUGGCAAAAGGACAAUCCUCUACUACGUUACCAGUUGGGGUGACAAAAGGACAAUCCUCUACUCCAUCACCAGAGCCACAGUUUUUUAAACAUGGACUGAAUGUGAGAGUUGAAGAGUUUUUCUCAGGCACUGGGUUAAUAAAUCAGCUGCAGCAACCAUUUAACUACAAUGGAACAUACGAAGUACUUCUAUUUCUAGAUUGUUCGAUAAUACUCCUCGGAAGAAAUGAAAUAUCCUUUUCUCCACUGUGCACUAAAGUCGAUCCUAAUACUAGAGGAAGUUUAUCCUACGAGCAAGCAACAAGUGGGCCUCUUAUAGAUCAAGCUAACAAAGAAAUAAAAAGGAUGUUUUCUAAUGUGUCCUUUUCUGCUUCCUGGGUCCUUGUUUUAACCUGGAGAAAUGUACUGCUGUAUCCCAAUUUAGGAGUUGCAUCAUAUCAGUUCGUCUUGACCUGGAAUGGAGGACAGCUCUAUUUUGUCGUGAUGAACUAUGCAAACAUUCCUACUAUUCCACCUGAUGUAGGCUGGAGUGCAGGCUAUAAAACUGUGGACAGAAAUUUCACCAUUACACUAAACGAUUCCUCUGAACUGUCUUCAUCUAGUAAUGUCAAUAUCACUGGUCGCUGGGCUUUUCCACUUACAGAUAUAACAACAGCACCACAAGAUACUACAACUACAGCACCACCAGUGCCAUCAACAACACCAGACAUGGCAACAACAACAGCACCUCCAGCUACAACGACAACUCCAUCAACAACCACACUAGAUACUACAACUACAGCACCACCAGUAUCAACAACAACACCAGCUACAAUGACACCUCCAUCAACAAACACACUAGCAUCCUGCCAGACCCUAAACUGUGCUUCAGAUGAAGUCUGUAGGCAGAUAAAUGGAGUUGAUGGCUGUGCCUGUGGUUACAAUACAACGAGCAGCCCGAAUAUUUAUGAUGCCAUUGAAACAUGCUCAGGUAGUACUGGAUCACUGUCUCUGUCUCGCUGUCAGCUCUUUGAAGCUGGAUAUUCUGCAGAUGUUCUCCACCUUAAUGACCCAAGUUGCAAAGGGGAGGUCCAAAAUAACAGGCUGGUCUUCAAAUAUGACAGUAAUGCCAGCCUGUGUGGUACAACUCUGGAGAAUAAUGGCACACAUGUCAUCUUCAAGAACAAUGUUGGGACAACUAAUAUGACAGGUUUGAUCAGUCACACUGGUGGGUUCAACAUUGCCAUUUCCUGUGUGUAUCCACUCAUCCAGAACAUCUCCAUGCCCACCCACAUUGAAGUCACAGGAAGUGAAAUUAGCAAAGAACUGUCUAUUGAAGGCACAUACCAAAUCCUCAUGAUACCAUAUACCGAUGCUACAUUCUUGGUUCCAUACUCUGGCAACGUUACCCUACAAGUGAACCAUCAGAUGUAUAUAGCAGUGCAAGUGGAUCAGUUUGACAGCACUCAGAUCGCUCUUGUGCUGGACAACUGCUGGGCCACACCAGUCAACCAGAUGGACUAUUCAAUCCGCUGGAACCUGAUUGUUAACAAGUGUCCGAAACCCAGUGACGGCUCGGUGUCCGUGUUGCAGAACGGUGUCUCCACAUCCAGCCGCUUCUCUUUCAGCAUGUUCACAUUUGCUAAUUUCUCCCCCAAGAUCUACCUGCACUGCCAGGUCCACCUCUGUUUGCAGAAGACAGGCAACUGUACACUGCCAUGCCUUCCAUAAAUUUUCAGAAGAUGCUGAUAUGUAGAUUUCUACUACUCAGUUGCAUUCAAGUUUGAAAAUGCUACCAUUUUAAUUUGUUAAUUCUGUUCUAUGUUUAUUCAUUAAUCACUGUUUUGAUUCAAUAAUGAUUAAAAAUAAUAUCAAAAUUCUUACUUUUUUUUAUCACAUCUUGUAAGUGAUUGUACUCCUCUGUACUGCCUUAAUCAGUCAAAAUAAAGC
Molecule: messenger RNA, 2537 nt
Organism: Hemibagrus wyckioides
Lineage: Eukaryota; Metazoa; Chordata; Actinopteri; Siluriformes; Bagridae
Product: alpha-tectorin-like
Exons: 24
Coding region: 558-2318 (586 amino acids)
Biological process (GO): cell-matrix adhesion
Source: RefSeq, a predicted model, not a curated record